This is a messenger RNA of Capra hircus (goat), 3303 nucleotides long. It is a transcript of the gene SKA2, whose product is annotated as spindle and kinetochore associated complex subunit 2. The record is from RefSeq and is a predicted model, not a curated record. Gene Ontology annotation, molecular function: microtubule binding. Lineage: Eukaryota; Metazoa; Chordata; Mammalia; Artiodactyla; Bovidae. Gene Ontology annotation, cellular component: outer kinetochore; spindle microtubule. Bases 51 to 416 code for a protein of 121 amino acids. Gene Ontology annotation, biological process: chromosome segregation; cell division; mitotic cell cycle. The transcript is spliced from 4 exons.
GGUACGGGGCUUAAGCGCCGCCGCGGUCUGAGGAAUGUCAACUAUUCAACAUGGAGGCGGAGGUCGAUAAGCUGGAACUGAUGUUCCAGAAAGCUGACUCUGACCUGGACUACAUUCAGUACAGGCUGGAAUAUGAAAUCAAGACUAAUUAUCCUGAUUCAGCAGGCAAGAAAAAUCCAGUUACACUUUUAAAGGAAUUGUCAGCAAUAAAGUCUCGAUAUCAAACUUUGCAAGUUCGCUUUAAACCAAUUGCUGUGGAGCAGAAAGAGACUAAGAGCCGCAUUUGUGCUACUUUCAGUAAGACUAUGACCUUGAUACAGGAACUGCAGAAGCAAACAGACCUGGAGUUGUUACCACUAACUGAAGAAGAGAAAACUGCGGCAGAGCAAUUAAGAGCUCACCUGUCAGACUUAUGAGGAAGAAAUGGACUUGCAAAAAGGAACUCUGAUGGGGAAGAAAUCAAUCCCAUAAAUUUAGGAAGAUGUCUUGUUAACAUUGAUGACUAUUGGUCGGGAGAUGACAAAGGAGAUUUGGUUUGGGUGACUGGAUAGUGAUGCCUUCCACAGAAGAGGGGGAUACAAGAGAAGGGCAGAUAUUGUAUUAAUAAAGUUCAGCCAAAGGGGCAGAAUGGAAAUAAAGAGAUUUUUAAAAUAUAUGCACACAUGCUUAGUAAUUUCAGGCAAGGAAAUCCCAACACCAUUUUGUAUCUGUUUUUGUAUAACUGGGAUAACACAGAUGUCCUGACUGACCUAUUGCAAAAGAAUAUUACAUACUGUCAGUCAGUCAGAUGUGAAUGAACAUGCUUGGGAAAUUAAAGGUUAGAAAAAUAUUUGUACUAUAUUAUACGUAUGUAAAUAAUUUUAUUGUUGAAGAUUCUGAUCGCAGAUGUGGUCAACCUUAUGGUGAGACUGCUAAUAUGUGACUUAACAGUCUCCCACAAUACCUAACUUAGUAGAAAGCUGGCUUUUCUGUGACAGCUUCACUUUUAUUUUUGUCCUUUUCCUUCUGCCUGCCAAUGUUGAGCAUGAGCUCUGCUUUCUAAUGCUGUUUCUGAUUGUCCCUGUCACAUUUCAGGGACCUGAAAUAUACCUUUGUUCUCCUCUGGUCUGCAUUACUGUACUUGUUCAGUUCAUUCAUUGAAGAAGGAAAUGGCAGUCCACUCCAGUACUAUUGCCUGGAAAAUCCCAUGGACAGAGGAGCCUGGUAGGCUACAGUCCCUGGGGUCACAAAGAGUUGGACACGACUGAGCGACUUCACUCAGUUCAUUCUACUGUAAAUCUCUAUAUAUGAACCUUCAAGUUGUGAACGUUCGAAGACGUAAGCAUGCGUUUUCCCCUCAUCACAUAAGUUAGCUCUGUUUGAGAAGGCACUGUUAGGUUUGGAGGCACAGGACCCGAAUGUAGGAUGGAACAUGAAGGCUGCAGCAGCCAUUCAGAAUGUAAUCCAGUGCUACUGUGGCAUCUAUGAUGAGAAAAAAAGAGCCGCCACUCAGACAUUACUGGAUUGUUCUUUCAAGAAGGUAGACAGAAUUGAAUCCAGCAAGGAACCAGAACCUGUGCCAUUAACUGCAGGUAUGAAAUCACAGCUUGCCCUGUCUCCUGUUGCUGAUGCCCCUUCAGCUCUACCAUCUCCCACCUCCCCUCCCUCUCUAGUCAGUAACUCUUGCCUGUUCACUCGAUGCCAGCCCCUGUUGUCCUGUCCUACUGUGCUUUUCAAGAUACUGUACUUUCAGAUUAAAAAUGUUUUAUUUCUUUGUGUUUGUUUCCUAUGUAUUAUUUGUGUGAAAACUAUUAUAAACCUAUUACAGUACAGUACUAUAUAGCUGACUGUGUUAGCUGGGCACCUAGGCUAACUUUGUUGGACUUAACAAAGAAACUGGACUUAAGGAACACACUCUCAGAAUGGAACUUGUUCAUAUGUAGGGGACUUACUGUACGUGAAAGCUAAGAAACUGAAAUGAGAGGAUUGUUGCAACUAUUGUUUGCCAGUUUUGUGUAUAUGUGUGUGUGUGUGUGUGUGCACCAAUAUCCUUAUUUUAUUUUAUUUUUUAAAUGGCAAGUAUGGUAUACGCUAGGAGGUCAAGUUACCAAUAAAUUAUCACUGUUAAUAUUCUGGGAAAUGCUGAAGCUAUGCUAAAAAAAUUGAGAGGAGAAGCAGAUAGCAGGUUUUAAAUUCUAGCUGUACAAGCCUGAGCAAAUCACUUAACUUGUGUGUGUCAGGAUGAUUGGAAGUACAAUGAGAUGGUGAAGUAUUAAGGUUUGAUAUUUGGUAAUUCAAUAAAUAUUUCCAUAUAUGUAAUAAAAACAAGAUAUUGAAAGACCAGGAAAAGUAAAUCAAAUGUUAAUUUGCAGGGUACAGAAUUAUACUUUUAUGUAAAUAAGAAUUUUUUCUGUUAUGUUAUUAACAAACUUAUAAUAGCUGACAAACAGGGUUGGAAGAGUAGCUUCAGUUAAAAUUGUCUAUUCUGAAUAUUUGGAGAACAGAAACUACCCUAACCUUUAAAUUACAAAUAAGUCAUACUUUAGUAAUAUAUACUACUCUUCUUUGGUACUCAGGCAAGUAAUAUUGAGGAAGUUCCUGUCAUGAUAUGUCUCUGGGAUGCGAUGUUGAUUGGUGGGAUUGAAAAAUGGUGGUAUCACAAAGAGAUCUUAACAAGUUACUGGAGUUAAAGUAUUUUGUUUGCAAUUAGGGAAAAAAAAACAAUGUUUUUCUUCUGACUUCCUUCACAAGUUACCUUAAAAUAUUGGUUCUUCCCAAUAUUUUAAGAAUAUUGGUUAUUUUAAGAAUUUAUUUAUUGGGAAUUUUAAGAAUAUUUUAUUGGUUCUUAAAAUUGUUCUUUCUGCACUUUGUAUAUUCAUUUAUUUCCUAGGGUUCAUUUAUUGCCUCUUUGGGGAAUGAUUUCCAAGGAUAACUUAACUCCACUAGAAGUGAAAGUGUUAGUUGCUCAGUCUUGACUCUUUGCAACCCCAUGGACUGUAGUCAGCUAGACUCCUCUGUCCAUGGAAUUCUCCGGGCAAGAAUAUUGGAGUGGGUAGCCAUUCCCUUCUCCAGGGGAUCUUCCUGACCUAAGGAUCAAACCUGAGUCUCCUAUGUUGCAGGUGGAUUCUUUACUGUCUGAGCCACCACGGAGGCCUAGAUGCAAACUUCCAAUAAAAACCUUGACCUGAAUAUUCAAACUGAAUGUGUCCAGAAUACUUAACUGAUUUUAUUUUGUUACUAGCCACUACUCUGUUAGCUGGAAUUAAGGUUUGCAUCCAUUUCUUUAUAUUGUUAGUUAAUAAAAUCUGUACCUUUUGAAAUGUU